AUGCCAGGAAAUGGUCCAAAGUAUUAUCCAUGCUGUCUUUGUAAGCGCCGAACAGUUCCCUCUGAAAGAAUUGGUAUCAAAAAAGAUUAUGUGAGGCUUUUGGCAAGGCGAUUUUUGGUAUCAGUAGAAGAUGGUGAUGUUCUGUGUUCCAAAUGUAGAUUAAAAUGUUACAAAGAAGAAAAAAAGAUGAAGUCACAUUUGAAACAUACUAGAGUAGAGCAAACACAUGAUGAAUAUGAACCUCCAACAAAACAAACCAAAAUCAGAAAUCAGCCUCCUUCCAGUCCCCCAUCUGUCUCUUUAGAGCUACCAACGACUAAAAAUAAUUUUGAACCAAUCGGCGUGCCAUACCAUGCCUACUGCUUUAUUUGUAAACGGCCAGGGCCAAAGAUAAUUGUUGUUCCACCACAUCUACGAUUGGAUGCCUUCAUCCGUAAGGGUAUCGUUGUUCCGGCAGGAGUUAGAUGCUGUCCUGUACACAUUGAUGCCGACCAUUUUACACAAGAUGCCUUAGAGAAAAUAACCCCAUUAAGUGAAGAAGUCGCUUUAAGCAGGACAAGCAUCAAAGAUUUGUUAGAGAAUUCAAGGAACUUUGUAAUAGACAGAACGAAACAUCGACUUGAUUUUGACCACCGGCAGGCAUUAUCGGAUGAGGAUUACGUAACACUCACAGGCUUGUCAAAAUCAGAGUUUGAUGAAAUAAUGUCAUAUAUAAAUGACCAGGACCUUCGAGAGACAGCAACACGGAGUAUCAGAACAUGCGUAGCCAUACUUUUGGUUAAACUUCGAUGUGGAUUGAGCAACAAAUUCAUCGCAACUCUAUUUACAAUGAAAAAGCACCAGAUAUAUUUUGUUCUGCCAACAUAG
This is a messenger RNA of Saccostrea cuccullata (small rock oyster), 867 nucleotides long. RefSeq lists its product as uncharacterized. Bases 1 to 867 code for a protein of 288 amino acids. The transcript has 2 exons. Lineage: Eukaryota; Metazoa; Mollusca; Bivalvia; Ostreida; Ostreidae. The record is from RefSeq and is a predicted model, not a curated record.